This is a messenger RNA of Colletotrichum higginsianum IMI 349063, 453 nucleotides long. Its product is annotated as Ubiquitin-like protein ATG12. Gene Ontology annotation, cellular component: cytoplasm; phagophore assembly site membrane; Atg12-Atg5-Atg16 complex. The coding region runs from base 1 to 453 and encodes 150 amino acids. Lineage: Eukaryota; Fungi; Ascomycota; Sordariomycetes; Glomerellales; Glomerellaceae. The record is from RefSeq and is a predicted model, not a curated record. Gene Ontology annotation, biological process: autophagy of mitochondrion; nucleophagy; autophagosome assembly. The transcript has 2 exons.
AUGGCGACAGACCCUACCUCACCCGGCAUACCGAGGUCAGGCUCGGCCUCACCAGCGCCAGCAACCAUCCCGGAUCGUUCAGCCUCUCCCGAGAUACCGCUUACCAUGUCCGCCUCGGCCAUUCUUACAGCUCAACCGCCAGAUGUCGCUUCUGCCUUGGCCAGUGCUGGCGAGUACCCGUCAGACAAAGUCGUCGUCAAGUUCAAGGCUGUCGGAAACGCCCCUCUCCUCGCCCGGGGCGUAGCCAAAAUCUCGUCUACUCAGACGUUCCAUACCGUCAUCUGGUAUCUGCGCAAGAGACUCAAGCUCCAGGAAUCAGACAGCGUCUUCUGCUACGUCAACGACUCUUUCGCGCCCUCUCUCGACGAGAUCCUUGGCAACUUGCACAACUGUUUCAGAGACUCAAGUGGUCAACUUGUCAUUUCUUACGCCAUGAACCCAGCAUUUGGCUGA